This is a messenger RNA of Myotis daubentonii (Daubenton's bat), 2654 nucleotides long. RefSeq names its product D-aspartate oxidase (gene DDO). The record is from RefSeq and is a predicted model, not a curated record. Gene Ontology annotation, molecular function: D-aspartate oxidase activity; FAD binding. NCBI's taxonomy places the organism in Eukaryota, Metazoa, Chordata, Mammalia, Chiroptera, Vespertilionidae. Gene Ontology annotation, cellular component: cytoplasm. Gene Ontology annotation, biological process: D-amino acid catabolic process; L-aspartate catabolic process.
UGGUUUAGUGCAAUGAGCUGGCCUGCUGCUAAACAUUGAUAGGGAUGGCAAUGAUCAACUAGACAAAUUGUAUUUCUCUCUCUGGAGUUUGAGCCUGAGACCUAUAGAGACAGAGAGCAAAACCAGAGCUGGACAGACAAGCAGGGAAGGCAUGACAGACAGGCCCAUGGAUCCAGUCCGGGUUGCCGUGGUGGGGGCAGGUGUGAUGGGGCUCUCCACCGCUCUGUGCAUUUCCAAACUGGUCCCAGGAUGCUCCAUCACAGUCAUUUCAGACAAGUUCACUCCUGAGACAACGAGUGAUGUGGCAGCUGGAAUCCUUAUUCCCCACGUUUACCCAGACACACCCAUCCACAAGCAAAAGCAGUGGUUCAGAGAGACCUUUGACCACCUAUCGGCAAUUGCCAAUUCUGCAGAAGCCGGGGAGGCUGCCGUUCACCUGGUGUCUGGUUGGCAGGUAUUUCAGAGCAUUCCUACUGAAGAAGUGCCAUUCUGGGCUGACGUGGUUCUGGGGUUUCGAAAGAUGACCCAGGCUGAACUGAAGAAAUUUCCCCAACAUGUGUUUGGUCAGGCUUUUACAACACUGAAAUGCGAAGGUUCUGCCUACCUCCCAUGGUUGGAGAAAAGGGUCAAAGAAAGCGGGGGCAUGAUACUCACCCGGCGAAUAGAAGACCUGUGGGAGCUUCACCCGUCCUUCGACAUCGUGGUCAACUGUUCGGGCCUUGGAAGCAGACAGCUUGCUGGAGACUUGGAGAUUUUCCCCGUGAGGGGCCAGCUACUUAAAGUUCAGGCUCCCUGGGUGAAGCAUUUUAUCCGAGAUGGGAGUGGACUGACAUAUAUUUACCCCGGUGCAUCCAACGUAACCCUGGGUGGAAGCAGGCAAAAGGGAGACUGGAAUCUGUCCCCAGAUGCAGAAAUUAGCAGAGAUAUUCUUUCCCGAUGCUGUGCUCUGGAGCCCUCUCUCCACGGAGCCUGGGACAUAAAGGAGACGGUGGGCUUGAGGCCCUACAGAGCAGGUGUCCGGCUGCAGAAAGAGCUCCUAGCCCGGGAUGGCCGGAGGCUGCCUGUGGUCCAUCACUAUGGCCAUGGGAGCGGGGGCUUCUCCAUGCAUUGGGGGACGGCUCUGGAGGCCACCAGGCUGCUAAAGGAGUGUGUGCAAGCCCUCAGGGCCCCCGCUCCCAAGUCAAAGAUGUAAGUGACAUGAAAUGACAGCAAAUGGCCCAGGAGACUACUGACCAACAUAAUUUCUGAUACAAUGUGUACGAGUAGAUUUGGAACUAGUACUAAUCUAAUCUAGUGCUAUUCUGGUACUAGAUUUACGUCUAUUACUAAUCACCUGGAACAUAAAGCUCUAUUUCUAUUAAAAAUAAAGAUUUUGAUAAAAAAAAGAUUUCUUUUAGAUCUAGUGUCCAAGAAUCUAUGUUCAUUUACAUGGAUGCUGGAAGCUGUAGGGAUUUUGACAUCUUUGGCUCAUAAAUCCACAGGAGGAGAUAAGGCAUGGGAGCCACUGAGCUCACUGCCAGUUGCAGAGCUGCCCAUGAUGCUCCCUGGUUGUAGUCGAAUGAGAUUAAAGUCCUCGUAAAUAAAAUGACACGGGGAUCAUGCGAUACAAGUUUAUUACAGUUAAUGAAAGACAAAGCAUGACUCCUGCUAGAAGAAUUCCUGGUGGAAGACACAGUGGCAUCAACUCCAUAGCUGUCUGGGGUCAACUCCCUGAGGGCCGCACUUUGCAUUACCAUGGGCAAUUGAGAGCUGGCUUGUUGUAUGGUGGACUGUGCCCAAGCAUUUUUGAAGAUUGAAUAGAAUGUGCAGCCAAAGAGCUAAUUUGCUAAUUAAGAUGGAACAAUCCUUCUGAAUGAAAUAUAACCAGAGUUUUUUUUGCAAGUUCUGGGGAGGAGGGGUUGUGUCUCAUGAUAAAAUGAGUUUGGGAAUUAAAUAUAUCUAACUGGUUUCUUGACGCGGGCCUACUCAGAGCCUUUCAUCUGUUCAUGUGUAUUAUGAAUUCUCAGGAGGGUUUGGUUUGAGUGAAUGGCAAAGGAGAUGCUCUUCGUUGAGAUGAGGAAGCUUGGGAGAAACAGGGGUGAUUUUAAUUUGGGGGGGAAGAUGGCGUAUGUUUAGAGAUGAAUUCUAUUUUGAAUACUCUGAGGGAGAUGUGGGGUUGGCAAUGAGAAUGUGGGGAAGAGAAAGCCUCUAGCACAGUUUUAUUUUUGCUGUUUUGUUCACUGAGCUUUUGCAUCUGAUUUUGUUUGAAGAAAAAAUACUGCUGGGAGAGAGGAAGAAGAUGUAUGGGAGAGGGGUUGGGGCAGGGGCUGGGGUGGUGGAGAAAGCAUUCCAGUGUGGCUUCUUUUCUAUAGAUUUCCACCAGGGGGUGGUAUUGCAUUAAAUUCAGAUAAAUUGGCAAAUCUGAAAUUUAGAAAUGACUGGAAAUAAAAAAUGGAUACCAGGUGAUUUGAGCGAAUAUGUGAUUCUUUUGAGUAUAUAUGCCCCAAAUGCCUGUUGUUCUGAAUUCUGUGUCAAGUAUUUGAUAAAUGUACAAACUUAGCUGAAAUACAUACAGACACAUGAGCACACACUCUCAUUACAUGAAACCUAUGAGAAAUAAUGUUAUGAUAAAAUGGCAUUUUAAAGAAGGGGGAAUACAUUUUUAAUGGUUAAAA